AUGGACAAUCAGACACAUACGUACCUUCUAAAUGAAUACGAAAUACUAAACUUACUUCACCACCGAUCGAAAAACCAACAUCAUCAACAACACUGGUUCAAAUAUCUCAAUAUAAUAUACCGUAAUCUUCGAAAACUACUCAAGGUACAAAUUGACAUUAAUCGACUAGCCACAGCAACAACUACGUCAAAACACCAUGCUAAGAUUGAACACAAACAGAAACAAAUUGUUCAAAUAAGUAACAAGAUAAUUCAAGUUUCACGCAGUGCAUAUUGGUCAUAUAAUUCAAUAUUGGUAUUGGGACAAUACAUCACUUUAGGAUUCGCUUUAAUUGGCAACUUGGCCAAAAUUGUCAAUUUGGUACAGAAUAUUGAUGGUGUUAAUGUGAAACAUGUUAGUUUCGUACCUGCUGCAGUUUCUGCUGAUUCAAAUUUGGAUAAUAUGGGUAAUUUGUUUAAUGGUGAAGUUGUUAAUGAAGAUGAUUUGGAUGAUUUAGGGGAAGAGAUUGCUUAUGAUGAUGAAGAGAAUGGAAAUGAAGCUACGCCUGAUGUUGGAGAGAAUGUGGGUGUCCAUAUUGAAAAAGCUAAUCCGCAGAAUAGAGAAUUAGACGGAGUAUUCGCUAAAACAGUGAGUCCUAAAAUUGAUAAUGAAAAGAAUGUACGACCUCUGAAAUUAGAUUCUACAUCAUUAGAACAACCAAGUAAAUCCAAACCCAAAAAAGAGCCAACUUCAAAAGAUACAAUUGACGACAUUUUCGGUAUAUCAUCAAAAAAGAAGAAAAGAAAAGCAGAUCAAUCAAAAUCUUUAAAACCAUCAAAGAAAUCAAAGUCACUCAAGAAAUCAAAAUCUGCCAUCGAUGAUAUCUUUACAUAA
Molecule: messenger RNA, 873 nt
Organism: Lodderomyces orthopsilosis Co 90-125
Lineage: Eukaryota; Fungi; Ascomycota; Pichiomycetes; Serinales; Debaryomycetaceae
Gene: RMP1
Product: Rmp1p
Exons: 1
Coding region: 1-873 (290 amino acids)
Biological process (GO): maturation of 5.8S rRNA from tricistronic rRNA transcript (SSU-rRNA, 5.8S rRNA, LSU-rRNA); nuclear-transcribed mRNA catabolic process, RNase MRP-dependent
Cellular component (GO): ribonuclease MRP complex
Molecular function (GO): rRNA primary transcript binding
Source: RefSeq, a predicted model, not a curated record